Molecule: messenger RNA, 3210 nt
Organism: Grosmannia clavigera kw1407
Lineage: Eukaryota; Fungi; Ascomycota; Sordariomycetes; Ophiostomatales; Ophiostomataceae
Product: mitochondrial translation initiation factor IF-2
Exons: 2
Coding region: 1-3210 (1069 amino acids)
Molecular function (GO): GTPase activity; translation initiation factor activity; GTP binding
Source: RefSeq, a predicted model, not a curated record
AUGCCGCCUAAGAAGAAGGGAGGCAAGAAGGCCAACGAUGACUGGGAGGCUGAGCUUGGGGAGACCAUUGCGCCUGUGUCGGCAGCGGCAAAGGACGGCGACGCUGCGGCGGACGAGGACGACGACGAGGCCGGUGGCGGUGGUCUUAUGGCGGUUCUGCGCAAGAACAAGGAGAAACGCAAGAAGAAGGGCCUCCCGGAAGACUUCCACGGAGAGGAGGUACCGGCAGAGGAGACGCCAGACCUGGCGGCCAAGGCUCCCGAAGAGGCCGGCAUGGACGACGAGUUUGCACUUCCGGAAAAGAAGGGCAAAGGUGGUGCUUCAGGAAAGAACGGCAAGGGAGCUGCUCCGGCGAAAAAAGAGGAGCCAGCCGACGAGGAGGGCAACGGCGGACGGAUGUUGACCAAGGCGGAGAAGGAGAAGCAAAAGAGGGAGCGGGAAAAGCAGAGAAAGAAAGAGCAGGCUGCGAAGAAAAAGACAACGACGCCGGCGCAGGAUGAAGCAGCCAAAUCUGGACCAGUAGCAGAGAAGCAGGUAAAGGCGGCAGCGCCGGUGGCGGCGGCAGAAGAGCCUGUCGCGGCAGGUGGAAAGAAGAAGAAGCUCCCGGCACACCUGCUGGCGAUCCAGCGGCAGCAAGAAGAGCUUCGUCGGCAGAAAGAGGAGGAAGAACGGUUUCUGGCGGAGGAAAAGGUACGACUGGAGGAGCUGGAACGGCAGGAGGCCGAGGAGCUGAAGCGUAAAGAAGAGCAGAGGGCGGCUCGGAAGCAGAAGGAGAAGGAGAGGAUCGAGCAACUCAAGAAGGAGGGCAAGUACCUGACGAAGGCGCAGAAGGAGGCCAAGGCACGCAACGAGCAGAAGCUGCAGCAGAUGGUGGCAGCAGGCGUGGUCAAGGUGGCAGCUCCGGAUGCGUCGGGUGAGGAGAAGAAGAAGGCGACAAAGGAGAGCAAGAAGCGUGGUGGUGGGCGGCGAGAGAAGGUGGACGAGGCAAAGGUGCUGGAGGAGGCAGCAGAGCGAGCACGACUGCAGGCAGAGAAGCUGGCCAAGGAGGCUGAAGAGCGCGAGCUGGCGAAGCAAAAAGCCGAGGAGGAAGCAGCACGGAAGGCAGCCGAGGCAGCAGGAAGUGACAUUGACGAGGACUGGGAGACGGCAGCGGACGCGAAGCUCAGCCUGGAGGACGUCAAGGACAGCUGGGACGCUGACUCGGACGCAGAGAAAGAGGCGAAGAAGGCAGAGAAGAAGGGUUCGAACUCGGACUCGGACUCGGGAAGCGACUCGGGCAGCGACUCGGACAGCGAGUCAGAGUCGGACGACGAGCUGACAUCGGCAGCCAAGGCAGCAGAAGCACAGCGGAAGAAGGAGCUGGCAGAGAUGCGCGAGAAGGAGCACCAAGCAGCACUGGCAGCCCGAAGCAAGGACAACUUGCGGUCACCCAUCUGCUGCAUCAUGGGACACGUCGACACGGGCAAGACGAAGCUGCUGGACAAAGUGCGGCAGACCAACGUGCAGGAGGGCGAGGCGGGCGGGAUCACACAGCAGAUCGGCGCGACGUACUUCCCGAUCGACGCGAUCCGACAAAAGACAGCAGUGGUCAACAAGGACGGGUCGUUUGAGUUCAAGGUGCCGGGACUGCUGAUCAUCGACACGCCGGGCCACGAGUCGUUCUCGAACCUGCGGUCGCGCGGAUCGUCGCUGUGCAACAUUGCGAUCCUGGUGGUGGACAUCAUGCACGGGCUGGAGCAGCAGACGCUGGAGUCGAUGCGGAUGCUGCGGGACCGCAAGACGCCCUUUAUCGUGGCGCUCAACAAGAUUGACCGGCUGUACGGGUGGAAGAAGGUGGACAACAACGGAUUCGAGGACAGUCUGGCGCUGCAGAACCGUGGCGUGCAGAACGAGUUCAGCAAGCGGCUGGAGCAGACGAAGCUGGCCUUUGCCGAGCAGGGCUUCAACACGGAGCUCUUUUACGAGAACAAGAACAUGUCGCGGAUCGUGUCGCUGGUGCCGACGUCAGCCCACACGGGCGAAGGCGUGCCCGACAUGCUGAAGCUGCUGGUGCAGCUGACACAAGAGCGUAUGACAGACUCGCUGAUGUACCUGUCCGAGGUGCAGGCGACCGUGCUGGAGGUCAAGGCGAUUGAGGGGUUCGGCAUGACCAUUGACGUGAUCCUGUCCAACGGCAUUUUGCGCGAGGGCGACCGGAUCAUCCUGUGUGGUGUCGAGGGCGUGAUCAAGACGAACAUCCGCGCUCUGCUGACGCCGGCGCCUUUGCGCGAGCUGCGCAUCCGCUCGGCCUACGUGCACAACAAGGAGGUGCGUGCAGCCAUGGGUAUCAAGAUCAGCGCACCCAAUCUCGAGGGUGCCAUUGCCGGCUCGCGGCUGCUGGUAGUCGGCAAGUACGACGACGAGGAGGAUCUGGAAGAAGAGGUCGAGUCCGACCUGGCUUCCGUCUUCAGCCGGGUCGAAAAGUCCGGCCGUGGCGUCAGCGUCCAGGCCUCCACGCUCGGCUCGCUCGAGGCCCUGCUCGACUUCCUUAAGGACUCCAAGAUCCCGGUGGCCAACGUCGGCAUCGGUCCGGUCUUUAAGCGCGACGUGAUGCAGUGCAGCACCAUGCUGGAGAAGAAUCCUGACUACGCCGUCAUGCUCUGCUUCGACGUCAAGGUCGACAAGGAGGCUAUGGCCUAUGCCGACGACCAGGGCAUCAAGAUCUUCACCGCCGACAUCAUCUACCACCUCUUUGACGCCUUCACCAAGCAUAUGCGCGAGCUGAGCGAGAAGAAGAAGGAGGAGUCCAAGAUGCUCGCCGUCUUCCCCUGCGUCCUCUCCACCGUCGCUGUCUUCAACAAGACCGGUCCCAUCGUCAUCGGCGUCGACGUGCUCGAGGGCCAGCUCAAGCUCAACACGCCCAUCGCCUGCGUCAAGAUGAACCCAAACACGAACCAGAAGGAGAUUAUCAGUCUCGGCCGAGUGACCUCCAUCGAGCGCGAACAUAAGCAGAUCAACGUCUGCAAGCCCGGCCAGCCGUCGGUGGCGGUCAAGAUCGAGAUGGGCGGCCACCAGCCCACGUACGGCCGCCACCUGGAAGAGACCGACCAGCUGUACAGCCUCGUGUCGCGCGCCAGCAUCGACUGCCUCAAGGAGUUCUACCGCUCCGACGUAUCGGCCGAGGAGUGGAAGCUACUGAUCAAGCUGAAGCCGCUGUUUAACAUCCCCUGA